CAUAAUCAACACAUAUCAUCCAAAAGGAGUCCCUUCUUCUUCUUCUUCAUCUCCUUGUGCAUACAUUACGAGGAGACUUUCGUAAGAGAUAUCAGAGAGAGCUUUUGAUAUAACAAUCAUGCCUGCGGGAGGCUUCUCCGGUCCUAAGGGUGGAGGCACUGAAUUCGAGGCCAAGAUCACGCCCAUCGUCAUCAUUUCAUGCAUUAUGGCAGCCACGGGAGGCCUCAUGUUCGGUUACGACGUCGGUGUUUCAGGUGGUGUUACAUCCAUGCCCUCCUUCCUGAAGAAAUUUUUCCCGGUUGUUUACCGGAAGACUCUGAAUGAAGAGGACAGCAAUUACUGCAAAUACGAUAAUCAAGGUCUUCAAUUGUUCACAUCAUCGCUGUACCUAGCUGGUUUAACCUCAACGUUCUUCGCGUCCUUUACGACGAGAAAGCUAGGCCGGAAGCCAACCAUGUUGAUUGCCGGAGUUUUCUUCCUGUGCGGGACCGUCCUUAAUGCCGCGGCGCAAGACCUUGCCAUGCUCAUUAUUGGUAGGAUCUUGCUUGGAUGCGGAGUCGGUUUUGCUAAUCAGGCGGUGCCACUGUUCCUUUCGGAGAUUGCGCCCACAAGGAUACGUGGAGGUUUGAACAUUCUCUUUCAACUGAACAUCACCAUUGGCAUUCUCUUCGCCAACCUCAUCAAUUACGGUACCAAUAAAAUCACAGGGGGAUGGGGUUGGAGGCUGUCAUUGGGUUUGGCCGGCGUUCCUGCAGGUCUCCUAACCUUGGGGGCUAUCUUUGUGGUGGAAACUCCCAACAGUCUGAUAGAGCGUGGUCGCUUGGAAGAAGGAAAGUCUGUGCUUAGAAGGAUUCGGGGCACUGACAAUAUUGAACCCGAGUUUUUGGAGCUUGUUGAGGCGAGUCGUGUGGCUAAAGAAGUGAAGCACCCCUUCAGGAAUCUCCUCAAGCGGAGGAAUCGCCCCCAGCUCAUCAUUGCAGUAGCCUUGCAGAUCUUCCAGCAAUUCACCGGCAUCAAUGCAAUCAUGUUUUACGCUCCGGUUCUGUUUAACACCUUGGGAUUUGGGAAUGAUGCUGCCCUUUACUCAGCCGUUAUAACUGGAGCUGUUAAUGUCGUCUCCACCGGUGUAUCCAUCUACUCAGUCGACAAAUUGGGUCGUCGCAUUCUCUUAUUGGAAGCUGGCAUCCAAAUGUUCCUUGCUCAAGUGGCGAUCGCAAUCAUUCUAGGACUUAAGCUUAAAGACGACCCUGCUCAGAGUACCCUUCCCAAAGGUCUUGCAAUCCUAGUAGUUGUCUUUGUGUGCAUGUUUGUGUCAUCCUUUGCAUGGUCUUGGGGACCUCUCGGGUGGCUGAUCCCAAGUGAGACAUUCCCGCUGGAGACUCGCUCGGCAGGGCAGAGUGUGACAGUGUGUGUCAACUUGCUCUUCACUUUUGUUAUUGCGCAGGCCUUCCUCUCUAUGCUCUGCCAUUUCAAGUAUGGCAUCUUCCUUUUCUUCUCUGGCUGGGUUUUCAUCAUGUCAUUUUUUGUGCUGUUUCUGCUCCCGGAGACCAAAAAUAUCCCUAUUGAAGAGAUGACAGAGAGGGUGUGGAAGCAACACUGGCUUUGGAAGAGAUUUAUGGAUGACCGCGAAGGUGGAGGAGCUGUUUUCAAUGGUACUGAUGAAAAGAAAAUUGGGCACACGAAUGGAUUUGAUCCUUCUUCUCAGUUGUAAGCUUGAUAUACUAGGAACAUAGACAUUGGCCGGACAAUAUAAGAUAAGUAGAUAAUGUGUCGCAGUGUCAAAGUUCAUUGCUUUUUAUUUUUAUAUUUAUAUUUGUAGUUAUUUUUGAGUUCA
Molecule: messenger RNA, 1834 nt
Organism: Alnus glutinosa
Lineage: Eukaryota; Viridiplantae; Streptophyta; Magnoliopsida; Fagales; Betulaceae
Product: sugar transport protein 13-like
Exons: 4
Coding region: 119-1711 (530 amino acids)
Biological process (GO): monosaccharide transmembrane transport
Cellular component (GO): membrane
Molecular function (GO): monosaccharide transmembrane transporter activity
Source: RefSeq, a predicted model, not a curated record